ACGGAACUCGAGACAGGGGACAACUCUAUCCCCCGAAGCGGCCGUGAAACCCUAGCCUGGGAGGCCCCCGCCCUUCCUCGGAGCGGCUGCUCGGAGGCACGGGUCUUCUCCUAAACCUGCAGCGACGCCCCCGGCGUGGGCACAAAGGCUCCGACGGCGGCCGGCGGGGGCUGCCCAGCGCCCGGGAGCCGGCGCCAGAGGUCGCCUGCGCGCGCCCUAGCCGAGCCCCGGGCACCAUGCCGCGGCGCCUGCAGCCCCGGGGCGCGGGCACAAAAGGCCCUCCGGCCCCGGCCCCGGCAGCUUCGGGGGCCGCCCGGAACUCCCACUCUGCCGCCUCCCGGGACCCCCCAGCGUCUGCCAAGCCGCUGCUGCGCUGGGACGAGGUGCCCGACGACUUCGUGGAGUGCUUCAUCCUGUCGGGCUACCGGCGUCUGCCGUGCACGGCCCAGGAGUGCCUAGCCUCGGUGCUGAAGCCUACCAACGAGACGCUCAACUUCUGGACGCACUUCAUCCCGCUGCUGCUGUUCCUGAGCAAGUUCUGCCGUCUGUUCUUCCUGAGCGGCGGCGACGUGCCCUUCCACCACCCGUGGCUGCUACCGUUGUGGUGCUACGCGUCGGGAGUGCUGCUGACCUUCGCCAUGAGCUGCACGGCGCACGUGUUCAGCUGCCUGUCGCUGCGCCUGCGCGCCGCCUUCUUCUACCUGGACUACGCGUCCAUCAGCUACUACGGCUUCGGCAGCACGGUGGCCUACUACUACUACCUGUUGCCAGGCCUCAGCUUGCUGGAUGCCAGAGUCAUGACUCCAUACUUGCAGCAGCGCCUGGGCUGGCACGUGGACUGCACGCGCCUUAUCGCCGCCUACCGCGCCCUGGUGCUGCCUGUGGCCUUCGUGCUGGCGGUGGCUUGCACAGUGGCCUGCUGCAAGAGCCGUACCGACUGGUGUACCUACCCGUUCGCGCUGCGCACCUUCGUCUUCGUCAUGCCGCUCAGCAUGGCCUGCCCCAUUAUGCUCGAGAGCUGGCUCUUUGACCUGCGUGGGGAGAACCCCACACUCUUCGUGCACUUCUACCGCCGCUACUUCUGGCUGGUGGUGGCCGCCUUCUUCAACGUGAGCAAGAUCCCCGAGCGCAUCCAGCCGGGUCUUUUCGACAUUAUCGGCCACAGCCACCAGCUCUUCCACAUCUUCACCUUCCUCAGCAUCUACGACCAGGUGUACUACGUAGAAGAGGGCCUGCGCCAGUUCCUCCAGGCGCCGCCUGCCGCACCCACUUUCUCGGGUACUGUGGGCUACAUGCUGCUGCUGGUGGUCUGCCUGGGGCUGGUCAUCAGGAAGUUCCUAAACAGCUCCGAAUUCUGCAGUAAAAAGUGAGCCUCCGCCUUGGAGGAGACUACUGGUUCGCCCAUCUGUUUGGAGUUUCUGUUGUUGCUAUUGUUGGUUUGUUUUCAAAUUUCAUUGUGUUUUUUUCUUUGCUCAAGGAAGGUGCUGCAAAACCAUAGGGAAAAAGUUCACUGCUACAAAGGGAUCCCAACCCACUGGAGGCUUUGAAGUAGGGAGGUUGGCAGGGGUGGUCAAGCGGGAGGGAGAUAGUCACUUGUUCUUGCCCCUGGAAAAAAUUCAGGUGAUGUCUUUGACAUCCAGGGAUUUCUCAAAGGCAGUGAGUAAAAUCCCAAAUAAAGCCCCAAAGAGUUUGCUUUUCCAAUCAUCUGUGCCAUUGGUAAUAAGGAGUAGCCCCUGUGAGGUCAGGUACACCGUAAAGAGGGUAAAUAGAAUCCUUGGGAACUUCUGUUUCAGUCUGAGGAAUGCUUGGAUUUGUCAAAAGAAUGGAGCUUUGUAGGAAACAGGCACAAAGACGCAAACCCAGGGCUUAACCUGCUAGAAAAUGCAUGGAAUGUGAACACAAGUUAAUUAUUUCAAAAUGUUUUUCAGAUGUUAUUUAAAUAGUAAUAUAUACAUUGAUUUUUCAUAAUUUAUCAAAGCCUGUGGUACGCACUGAAUUUUCUUUGUCACAUAGUUUUGAAUUUCACAGCCUUCUGCAUUGCAUACACUUGAACUGGACAUCAGGGGAAGCUGCUUGAGAGUUCUCAACUACUUUCUUAAACAGUGUUUUCUGAAGGCGUGUGUCAUGAUACAACUGUGAAUUCUACCUUAGGGACUCUGGUUAAACUAUUGGUGAGGAGCUCGAGUGGUUUGUAUAGACCCCAGAUUUUUGUUUACUUUAAUGUAUUCCACAAAACCCAUCCUGGUUUUUGUUAGUUUGUUUUGUUUUUAAUCUUUUUUUUUUUCCUUCUCUACUUAUUUAAAUUGCCACUGGAAUAAAUGUGCCUUUUGAAGCAAA
This is a messenger RNA of Pan troglodytes (chimpanzee), 2337 nucleotides long. RefSeq names its product progestin and adipoQ receptor family member 9 (gene PAQR9). Gene Ontology annotation, molecular function: signaling receptor activity. The record is from RefSeq and is a predicted model, not a curated record. The transcript is spliced from 2 exons. NCBI's taxonomy places the organism in Eukaryota, Metazoa, Chordata, Mammalia, Primates, Hominidae. The coding region runs from base 237 to 1370 and encodes 377 amino acids. Gene Ontology annotation, cellular component: membrane.